GAAGAGCACACAAAAUCAAUCUAAUGGCUCUUUCUACUUACAUUCCGGCCUAUCAUCAUCUCCUCUUUCUCUUUCUCAUUUUCCUCCAUGCCCAGCCCUGUCCAGCCGCAGGUCAGGUGGAUCUUGGUCCAUCCUCCUGCCAAGCAUAGGCAUCUCCGCCAUGCACAUGCAACUACUUCCCAACGAUCGUGUGGUCAUGUAUGACCGCACUGACUUUGGAACAUCAAAUAUCUCUCUUCCAGAAGGCAAAUGCCGUCCCAACUCAACUGACUGCUCCGCGCAUUCUGUCGAGUACGAUGUUGCAUUGAAUUCCGUCCGCCCACUCAUGGUGCUCACAAACGUGUGGUGUUCCUCAGGAACUUUAAUGCGAGAUGGAAGCUUAGUCCAAACCGGUGGUUUUGAUGAUGGUUAUCGUGUUGUCCGAACUUACAAAUCAUGUGAUACAUGCGAUUGGCAAGAGAAGCCAAAUGGCUUGAGUAAAUCAAGAUGGUACGCAAGCAAUCAUUUAUUGCCUGAUGGAAGGCAAAUCAUCAUUGGUGGCCGUAAAGCGUUUAACUAUGAGUUCUAUCCGAAAAUGUCUACAAGUGAGAGCACUCCUAGUUUGCCUUUUUUGGUUGAAACAAAUGAUCCUCAAGCUGAGAAUAACUUAUAUCCAUUUGUAUUUCUCUUUCCUGAUGGCAAUCUCUUCAUUUUUGCCAACAAUCGUGCUAUUUUGUUUGACUACUCAAAGAACCUUGUUCUGAAGACAUACCCAACAAUGCCCGGUGGUCAACCACGGAGUUACCCAAGCACGGGAUCCGCGGUACUACUCCCUUUACGGAUAAAAGGUGAAACCGUAAAUGAGGUUGAAGUGUUGGUUUGUGGAGGUGCACCAAAAGGAGCAUUUGCUAAUGCGAAUAAGGGGAUAUUUGAUGGGGCAUUGGACACUUGCGGGCGGAUCAAAAUAUCUGACCCUAACCCCCAAUGGUUCAUGGAGACCAUGCCUCUGGCUCGCGUCAUGGGUGACAUGUUGUUGCUACCCAAUGGCCAUGUUUUGAUCAUCAAUGGAGCAUCAGCAGGGGUUGCCGGGUGGGAACUUGGGAGGAACCCAGUUCUAAGCCCAGUAGCAUACCGACCUGAUAACCAAGUAGGCUCUCGAUUUGAGGUGCAAAAUCCAAGCACCAUUCCUAGAGUUUACCAUUCCACAACAGUUCUUUUACGAGACGGACGUGUUCUUGUUGGUGGAAGUAAUCCUCAUGAUAAAUAUGAAUUUUCAAACGUCCUUUACCCAACUGAACUUAGCUUGGAGACGUUCUCUCCUUCUUACUUGGAUUCAAACUCUUCUGGAUUACGCCCGAAAAUAAUCUUGCCUGUAACAAACAGUAGAAUCCGAUAUGGCAAACAAUUGGUUGUUGUGUUUACUGUUUCGGGCGUUGUGGAUCUAAGCUCCGUCUCUGUAACAAUGGUGGCACCUUCAUUCAACACACAUUCCUUUUCAAUGAACCAAAGGUUGCUGGUACUCGAUGGUGGAGCUGCUUCCAAGAUUAUUGGGAGGUCAAGAUACCAGGUUGUUGUAAGGGCUCCACCCUCUGGUAACAUUGCUCCGGCAGGGAACUAUCUUAUGUUUGUGGUUCACAAAGAGAUCCCGAGUCCUGGCAUUUGGGUUCAAAUGCAAUGAAAAUUCUUCAGGACGUUAUCACUAGUGUUUUGGUGUGGUCGUCAUAUUUUAUUUUAUCUCAUUUAUUUAAGGGAUUUGUAAAUUGUAAUAUGUAAACAUGAUGCUCGGUUUGAUUAAAUGAUUAUAUACGUCCUUUUCAGGUA
This is a messenger RNA of Helianthus annuus (common sunflower), 1800 nucleotides long. RefSeq names its product aldehyde oxidase GLOX1. Bases 161 to 1657 code for a protein of 498 amino acids. The transcript has a single exon. The record is from RefSeq and is a predicted model, not a curated record. NCBI's taxonomy places the organism in Eukaryota, Viridiplantae, Streptophyta, Magnoliopsida, Asterales, Asteraceae.